Mobula hypostoma (lesser devil ray) is the source of this 2236-nucleotide messenger RNA. It is a transcript of the gene btk, whose product is annotated as Bruton agammaglobulinemia tyrosine kinase. The coding region runs from base 126 to 2012 and encodes 628 amino acids. NCBI's taxonomy places the organism in Eukaryota, Metazoa, Chordata, Chondrichthyes, Myliobatiformes, Myliobatidae. The record is from RefSeq and is a predicted model, not a curated record. The transcript has 18 exons. Gene Ontology annotation, cellular component: plasma membrane. Gene Ontology annotation, molecular function: ATP binding; protein binding; non-membrane spanning protein tyrosine kinase activity. Gene Ontology annotation, biological process: protein phosphorylation; T cell receptor signaling pathway; intracellular signal transduction.
AUUCCCUUAAAGUCUAAUCUACAAUCGUAUUCUCAGGGAUUGUUCCCACAGCCCUCAACAGCAGAGUUGAGAGAUCUAAGAACUAAUGCUCUGCAGCAGACACCUACCCCCCUUCAGACAGAGUCAUGGAGGAAGUGUUCAUUAAAAGGUCGCAGCAGAAGAAGAAGACCUCCCCACUAAACUACAAGGAGAGACUGUUCAUUCUGACUGACACCAAGAUCUCGUACUAUGAGUAUUUCAGUGAGCGGAUGAAACGGGGAGGCAAGAAAGGUUCGAUUGAGCUGGACAAGAUCAAGUGCGUAGAGGUGGUGAGGGCUGAGGAGAACUGCCCGAUCGAAAGGCAGUACCCAUUCCAGAUUGUGUACGACGAAGGCCCUCUCUACGUGUUUGCAAAGAACGAGGACGUGCGCAGCCAGUGGAUAAAGGAACUGAGCAGCAGGAUUCGCUUCAACCAGGAGCUCAUGCAGAAGUACCACCCAUGUUUUUGGAUAGGGGGAGAGUGGUCCUGCUGUCAACAGUCGGCCAAAAACGCCCCUGGAUGCUGUGUUAUCCAAGCGAUGAAUGCAUUUCAGACAUCUGGAACCUCCCGGCGUAAAUCCAGGAAGCCCCUCCCACCAACCCCGAAGGAAGAACAGGCAAUGAGACAGGCACCUGCUCCACAGCCCACCUCAGUACCCAAGAAGGUGGUGGUGGCCCUGUAUGACUACCAGAUCAUGAACCCCGAGGACCUACCCCUGCGCAAGGACGAGGAGUACUUUGUGCUCGACCACAGUGACCACAACUGGUGGCGGGCGCGAGACGCUCAUGGGAGGGAAGGUUUCAUCCCCAGUAACUACGUGGUGGAGUCUAUAAACCAGCUGGAAACCUACGAGUGGUACAACAAAGAAAUCACAAGAAGUAAAGCAGAGCAACUUCUGAAGCAGGAGGGAAAGGAAGGUGCCUUUCUCCUCAGGAACUCCAGUCAACCCGGGAAGUACACAAUGUCCGUGCUCAGCAAAACACCAGGGGAUCAGAGCGGUAAAGUCAAACACUACACAGUGUGUGUGACACCCAACAACCAGUACUACCUUGCAGAGAAACACAUGUUCAACACAAUUCCCGAGCUGAUCAACUACCACCAGCACAAUGCAGCAGGUCUUGUUACGAGGUUACGUCACCCUGUAUCCUGGCAGACGAAAAAGGUCCCUUUGACAGCAGGAUUUGGUUAUGGUGCCUGGGAGAUCAAUCCAGUGGACCUAACAUUCUUGAGGGAGCUGGGAGAUGGGCAGUUUGGUGUUGUGAAACAUGGGAAAUGGCGAGGGCAAUAUGAGGUGGCAAUCAAAAUGAUCAAAGAGGGCUCCAUGUCUGAGGACGACUUCAUCGAUGAGGCGGAGACCAUGAUGAAGCUGAACCAUCCCAAGUUGGUGCAGUUAUACGGUGUUUGCACUAAACAAAGACCCAUCUACAUUGUCACUGAGUUUAUGUCCAAUGGCUGCUUGUUGGACUACCUGAAGAAAUGUGGAAGAAAGCUGAGUAGCCUCCAGCUGUUGGAGAUGAGCAAAGACGUAUGUGAGGCCAUGGCUUACCUGGAGUCUUACAAAUUCCUGCACAGGGACCUGGCAGCCAGGAACUGCCUGGUGGACGAGGCAGGCACGGUGAAGGUGUCUGACUUUGGGCUGAGCAGGUAUGUUCUCGACGACGAGUACACCAGCUCACAGGGUUCCAAGUUCCCCGUGCGAUGGUCUCCGCCUGAGGUCCUCAACUUCUCUCGAUUCAGCAGCAAGUCUGACGUCUGGGCCUUUGGGGUCCUGGUGUGGGAGAUCUUCUCCCUGGGAAAAACUCCGUAUGAAAGGUUCAGCAAUGCCGAUGUGGUGGAGCACAUCAUCCAGGGUCGACGCCUGUACCGGCCACAACAGGCCACUGAGCACGUCUACAACAUCAUGUACAGCUGCUGGGAUGAAAAAGCAGAAAAUCGACCUACCUUCAGUUUGCUGCUCAGUAACAUCCAGGAGCUGGUGGAAGACGACAGCUAGAUAUGAGUAGUCCGACCACAGUUGGUCUGACUGCAGAGAAACCUUUGUUUAACCCUUUGCAACCAUUUUGCACGGUGAUACAAGACAGCAACGUUUAAAAACUCACAGUCUACUUCUAUGAACAGAGUUUUGAGCACAAAGGCAUUGCCACACACAAAGUACACGCGCACCCUCACUCAAAAGCACAAACAUUGAGCAAAAUAAAUCCUCAGUUCUAUUUAAAA